Messenger RNA from Pongo pygmaeus (Bornean orangutan), 4295 nucleotides. RefSeq names its product membrane spanning 4-domains A3 (gene MS4A3). Gene Ontology annotation, cellular component: plasma membrane. The transcript has 7 exons. The coding region runs from base 93 to 737 and encodes 214 amino acids. The record is from RefSeq and is a predicted model, not a curated record. Lineage: Eukaryota; Metazoa; Chordata; Mammalia; Primates; Hominidae.
CUUUUCUGAGUGUCUCCUACUUGCGACAAGGUGGACUUGGGAGGAAAGCCAUCUGCCAAAGCCUGAAGCCUCCAAGCUAUAAACAACCCCAAAUGGCCUCCCACAAAGUUGAUAAUGCAGCGCUGGGGUCAGCCUCUGCCCAUGGUACCCCAGGCAGUGAGGCUGGACCAGACGAGCUGAAUAAUUCGGUCUACCAGCGCAUCGAUGGAUCACAAGAUUAUCAGAAAGGAAAAUUACAAGUUCUUGGGGCCAUCCAGAUCCUGAAUGCAGCAAUGAUUCUGGCUUUGGGUGUCUUUCUGGGUUCCUUGCAAUACCUGUUCCACCUCCAAAAGCACUUCUUUUUCUUCACCUUCCACACAGGCUACCCAAUUUGGGGUGCUGUGUUUUUCUGUAGUUCAGGAACUUUGUCUGUUGUAGCAGGGAGAAAGCCCACAAGAACAUGGAUACAGAACAGUUUUGGACUGAACAUUGCCAGUGCUACAAUUGCACUAGUUGGGGUUGCUUUUCUCUCAGUAAAUUUAGCAGUUAAUAUCCAGUCAUUAAGGAGUUGUCAGUUUUCAAAGUCACCGGACCUAUGCAAUUACAUGGGCUCCAUAUCAAAUGGCAUGGUGUCUCUACUGCUGAUUCUCACCUCGCUGGAAUUAUGCGUAACCAUCUCUGCCAUAGCCAUGUGGUGCAAGGCAAACUGCUGUAAUUCAAGAGAGGAAAUUUCCUCACCUCCCAAUCCUGUGAGAUAAAGAAUACCUCCUUAUGAAAAUAAUUCUGAGAGCAUGAAUAUUUGACCUUAAAUCUCCAGUGACUCAGAGCUUCACCGACAAACUCAGGAGAACAUGAGCCUCUUUGUAAAGCUCAAUCCUUCUAUCAUGGCACCAAUCACAAGAACCUUGGACGUUUGACUGACUCUAUCCUUUCUCUCUUAACUAUAAAUCCUAUUUGUGUGUUGUGGGUAUGGAAGGACAGAUAUAUUUCUUUAGGCAUUCUUGGAUAUUUGUAACUUCUAUGAUCAUUACUCUAAAGUUAUUUCCAGAAAUUGGUUCUAUUUCUUCUUACCCACCUACUCCAUUGCUUUAUGAGGUUUAAGGAAGGAAGGCAGUAUAAUCCCUAUUCAAUAUAUUUUUUCUAAAAUCCAACUUCUGACCACCCAGUAGGAAGAAAAAUGAGACAUUUUUUCCAUUACAGAGAAAUGCUUCUUGACUUUAACUAACAUCAGCAUUAUAAAAAGUGUCAAAUAAAAAAUUACCAUCAUUGUCGUUAAAAUAAAUUUUCACCGUAUUUGAGAUGGGAAGAUUAAGGCUCAGGGAUUUUAUUUCAGUGAACUGCUGGAACUCACACAUGCCCUGAUACGUAAAUGAUGAUUUAUGUUGGUGAGUCUGAGAGCAAGCCCAAAUGUGUUCUUCAAAGGACAAUGGGAAACUGUAAAGUAGAGAAUUAAAGAAUAAGGCCUUCAGAAUCUGAUACAUCUGGGUUCAAAUUCUGAAACUGUCACUUAUGACCUGUAUGAACAUGGGCAAGUUAUCUAAUCUCUCUGACCUGUUCUUCCUCAUCUGUAAAAUAGGUGUAAUAAUAACAACUACUUUGUCAGUUGCUCUGAGGGUUAAAUGAAAAUAAAAAGAAAAUGUGAAACAGCACCAUAGGUACUUGAUAAUGAUGUUGCUGUUGUUGUUGGUCUUGCUGUUGCUGAUGAAAGCUAAGGUGGGAUUGUGGUCAGAUGUGCUGGAGAGAUACAGUGGAAACCUUAUUUACAGUUCCAUUGUGGCUCCUCGUAUAACCUCCAACAACUCCAAUAGCCAUCUUUUCAAGGUGGCAAUGUGGUGUGAAAACUUCCCUCAGUUCCUCAUUUAUAAAUCUGCUAAAGCACUUAUAUUUCUUAUUCAUAAAUAUUCAAGAUAAAUAAAAUGUAUGAAUAAGAAAUAUAGGCACUUAUUGUAUCCAUAAAUUUAUACCCAUAAUUUUAUCUUAGCUACUUGUAUAUCGUAUGUGCAAAGGUCAUUUUCUACCACUUGUUGCCUACUUAUAUAAUAAUUAUUUCUUUAUUUUUUAAUCCAUUCUGCAGUGGGAUAAUUAAGGAAUCAGACAGACUGAGGGGUUGAGGAGGAAUUAUUUAAUUAUUUAGGUGCACUGACCCAGUCGGAUUAACAUCCAAAGGACUGAGCCCCGAACAAAGAGUCCAGUUACAUUUUAAGCAUUUUGUAGGGCAGGGGAAGAUCUGUGCAGGGGGAAGCAUAUUACAGAAGUGAGAAACAAAGACAGUUAUUCAAUUAAGACAUGUAUUACAUUAUUUCUUAUUUUUUCAAGGAAAAACAUGUUUUACGACUUGAGUUUAUCUGCCUAGUGACCUUGCAGCUGCACAGCUAGAGAAACAGCGUCUUCACAAUGCCUGGGAAAGGGAGAGAUAAGGCUCACUAGCCACAGAAAAACAGGCAGUUAAUUUUAAAGGACUCCAGCUGUUUCUCUUCUUCAGGGGGAAUUGGGUUUUCUUACAUACAACUGAGCUUUUGCUUACACAUUCUUUAAUUUCUUUUAAUUCCUGUUCUAAUUCAACAAUCAUUUAGGGAGUGCCUACUGUGUGUCAUGUAUUGUGAUAAGAGCUUGGCAUAUAAUAGAGAAUGAUGCAUAAUCUCUGCUCUUAAGUUGCUUGUAGUGGGAGAUACAGACCCCUAGAAACACACAAGGGCUCUGAUAGGAAGAGUAUAGGAAUCUUGAGAAGCAUGUAGGAUGAGCUUCUAACCCAGAUUAGAAGACAUGUCAGUGAUAAUUUUUUAGAACACUUUUCUUCUCAACUUAGCUCUUAAAGAUAACUGAGCAUUAACAUGAUGGAAGGCAAAUGGAAGAAAAGAGGAUACAUUCAAAAGCCUUUAAGUUAGAAAAAAUUUUGAAUAUUCAAAUAAACUAGAGACUUUAGUGGGUCUAACUUCAGUGUAUAAUGGGCAGAUAGAAAAAUAAAAGUUUGGAGAGAGGUGUACAUCACAAGAGAUUAUAAAAUGACAACCCCGUGAGUUUUAAGAAGCAAUUGAAAAUGUAUGCAGGUUCUGGGCACGGUGGCUCACACCUGUGAUCCCAGCACUUUGGGAGGCCGAGAUGGGUGGAUCACUUGAGGUCAGGAGUUUGAGACCAGCUUGGCCAACAUGGUGAAAUCCCAUCUCUACUAAAAAUACACACAUUGGUCAUGUGUAGUGGCACGUGCCUGUAAUCCCAGCUACUCAGGAGGCUGAGGCAGGAGAAUCGCUUGAACCUGAGAGGCAGAGGUUGCAGUGAACUGAGAUUGCGCCACUGCACUCCAGCCUUGGCAACAGAGUGAGACUCCAUCUAAAAAAAAAAAAAAAAAAAAAAAAAAAAAAAAAAAAAUUUACAAAGGAAUGUCCUGAGACUGGCUUAUAUUGGUCUGUGGAAGUCAAUUUUAAAUUUUCAGGGAGCACAGGUCAACAUAGUUUGGGUAGCUUGAAGUUAGCUCUGAUGGGAGAAUUUACACCACAGAGAUGGGGAAAAACCACAAGUUUUAGCAUUCAUGUGUAGAUUUUGCCUGCAGCACAUACUAUUGUGUUGUUCAAAGGGUGAUUUUGUUUCCCUCAUUUCUCCUUUAUUUAUCAUUUAAAUGUUUCAGUAAGGAAGAUUUGUCUCUUCUCUCAUUUGUUUAUUAAAGUAUUUAUAUUGUUAUGUACUCAUGAAUAUUUAUAUUAUUCUUUUGGUUAUGAGCAAUAUUUAUUUUGUUUCUCAGAGUUUUCCAGCUUUGGCCAUUGGGAGCUGAGUUGGCUCCUGUGUACUUUUGACAUGCUCCACCCCACCCUCCCCUUUUUAGAACUUUCAUAUUUUCUGGAACUACAAGAUUCUUCAUGUUAUUUUACCUGCUACAGACCUAGAAUUUUCAUUUCUUCGGGGAGCCCUGGUUUCUUUAUUUAGAGAACUAUGUUUAGAAAACCUGACCUGGAGGCAAGAUAUGCUCAUUGCUACUGUAUGUCACUGCUUUUAGGCCCUCUCAGGGGACAAAGCUAAGAAAUAUAUGCAUGUACAUGCAUGCACAUGUCUAUAUUUAUUAUCAUAUGUAUGUAUGUAUCUAUCCAUCUGUCUCUCUCCAUCACGAAUUCCUACUGAUAAAUUCCACUCAAAUAUGGCCACGCAGGGUCCAUUCUAGCAACCUCUCAACCUUGCUUAUUUAUAACCUGUUUUCUGAAUAUAAUAAAUCUGGCAACAAUUUCCACAAUUUAUUUCCUUACCUGUUUAACGUUAGUAUACAUGUAAAUUCAUUUCAGAAUUGCUAACCAGUAUUUUUGUGAGAAAUAAAUUUACCACCUAGAGUA